Messenger RNA from Protobothrops mucrosquamatus (brown spotted pit viper), 280 nucleotides. Its product is annotated as HLA class II histocompatibility antigen, DRB1-16 beta chain-like. Gene Ontology annotation, cellular component: membrane; MHC class II protein complex. The transcript has a single exon. The record is from RefSeq and is a predicted model, not a curated record. Lineage: Eukaryota; Metazoa; Chordata; Lepidosauria; Squamata; Viperidae. Gene Ontology annotation, biological process: antigen processing and presentation; immune response. The annotation marks the transcript as partial.
CCCGCAGCCCAUUUCCUGGCCCAGCAGAAGUCCGAGUGCCAUUUCUUCAACGGGACGCAGCGGGUGAGGUUCCUGGACCGGUACAUCUACGACCGGCAGGAGAUGGACUACUACGACAGCGACCUCGGGAAAUACGUGGCCGUCACUCCGUUGGGGCAGCCUGAUGUGGACAAGUGGAACAGCGAUAAGGUCUACCUGCAGUACCAGAAGGCCUCCGUGGAUUCCUUCUGCCGACACAACUACGAGGGUCUCCAGAGCAAUUCUGUGGUUGGCCGGAGAG